UGUUUCUACAUUGUGAUUGUUGUUUUGCAUUUGCCAACAAUUGUUUGAAAUUGUAAACUAAAUAAAACAAACGUAAUAAAACAUACGUAUUAAGCAUGAGCACGCAAAUAGCAGUGGCCGACGCCACAACGACGAAGUCUGUCAAUUUCUUUGCACUACAGGCGGCAUUCGAGACCGCCCUGGAGCAGGCGAUUGCCGAGAACAACGUGGAACAGUUGACCAAAGAGUAUAACAGCUUUCGUGCCAAUUCUGAACAUGACAAACGCUCGCCCAUGGACCAAGCGUUCCGGGAGGUGCUUAUGAAACGAUUGAGCGAUGAUGUUGAAUGCAUUGGAGCGCUUGUGCGUCUCUCUGUGGACGCGGCGCGUGCAGAGAUUGUAUCGAAUACAAUUCCAGUUGUGUUGCUUGGGGAUACCUUUGAUGUGGUUACGCUGAACAAGUGUGAACUGAUUUUCAAGUUUGUGGAAGACCUCGUCGAAGUGUGGAAGGAGGAGAUCUUCUUUGCCUCGUGCAAGAACAAUUUGCUUCGCAUGUGCAACGAUCUAUUGAGACGUUUGUCCCGCACACAGAACACCGUUUUCUGCGGGCGUAUUUUACUCUUUCUCUCCAAGUUUUUUCCAUUCUCGGAACGCUCUGGCUUGAACAUUGUGUCCGAGUUCAAUUUGGAUAACUUUACCGAGUACGGUCUGGAUAGCAAGGACCACGAUGAUAUUGAUAACAAGGAGCUAGAGGAUACGGCUGAGGAUAUACCGCUUAAGAUUGACUACGAUUUGUAUUGUAAGUUCUGGUCGCUGCAGGACUUCUUUCGCAAUCCUAAUCAAUGCUACAGCAAAGCGCAGUGGAAGAUGUUUCAAAUGCACGCUGACACCAUACUGCAGUCAUUUUUGAGCUUUAAACUGGAAGAUAUACGCCAAAACACUGAUUCCAAUGGUACCAAUGGCGACGCGGGCCCACAGGCUAUGGAUGUAGACGUGGACGAUGCUGCAAUCGAUGCAGCUGCUUCGAUAGCUGUGCGUAAGGAAACAAACUUCUUUGCCAAGUUCCUGACCAAUCCCAAGCUGCUCGCACUCCAAUUGUCCGACUCGAAUUUUCGGCGUGCUGUAUUGGUGCAAUUCCUUAUUCUGUUCCAGUACUUGCAGGUCACUGUCAAAUUCAAAAUCGACACCUACACCCUGACGAGUGCUCAGUCUGAUUUUAUCAAGGAAACGGAACAACGCGUGUACAAACUGCUGGAGGAAACGCCACCGUAUGGCAGGCGUUUCGCACGCACUGUGCAGCAUAUGCUGCAGCGCGAGGAGAUGUGGAACAAUUGGAAAAACGAUGGCUGCAAGGAGUUCAAGAAACCCGAAGAACCCGAGCCCGCCGAAGAAGAAGUUAAGCCCUCACCACCAAAGCGUUCCAAACGGCCUUUGGGCGAUUGUCUACGGGAUGCGGCGCGCAGUGGCAAAUUCUAUUUGGGAAAUGACAAUCUGACUCGGCUAUGGAACUACUCGCCAGACAAUUUGCAGGCCUGCAAGAGCGAGCAGCGCAACUUUUUGCCUCUGUUGGAGACAUACUUGGAAACACCUCAUGACAAGAGCGAUCCUGCUUUCGAGUGGCGUGCUUUGCGCCUCUUAGCUCGCCAGACACCGCAUUUUUUCACGCUCGUGUCGCAACCGUCCUGCAAGAUAUCCGACUAUCUGGAUGUGGUGCGCAUACGGUUAACUCGCGAAAAGGAACUGGUUAAGCAGAUAAGCACCACAACAGAAAAUGUGUCGGAGAAUAAUAAUGGCUUGACUGAGCCUAGUGCACCAACUGAACAGGAGCAUGACGCAUCAGUUGCGUUGCAGGAAACGGAGCCUGAACCCGACCUAGAGGUGGAGGAUUCAGAGCCCGUCGUGGAAGAAGUGGACGAGACACCGUCACAUGAGAAACCGUUGAUGGUGACAGCAGCUCACAUCGAGGAGAUAACACCGUUGAUAGGCGAGCCUUGGAUGAAGGUGGGCAAAAAGAUAGGCUUCAGCAAUGACGAGUUGCUUUUCUUUCAAAUGGAAAAUCCUACAGCCGGCGUGGCAUGCAUGAAGAUGUUGACCAAUUGGAUUUCGGACGAUGACGAUGCCACGCUCGAGAACUGGGCCUACAUGCUGGAAGGCUUGGAAAUGCAUAAGGCUGCCGACGCUGUAAAGGCCAUCAUCGAACGUGAAAAGACGAGCAGCACGCAGUCACUCUCCCAAGCCGAAAUCCAGCCGGAUGCGAACAGCAAUGAUGUGGAAAUACUGUCAGAUUAGCAGAGGAAAACAC
Molecule: messenger RNA, 2280 nt
Organism: Drosophila hydei
Lineage: Eukaryota; Metazoa; Arthropoda; Insecta; Diptera; Drosophilidae
Gene: Hpr1
Product: THO complex subunit 1
Exons: 5
Coding region: 96-2267 (723 amino acids)
Biological process (GO): signal transduction; mRNA export from nucleus; regulation of DNA-templated transcription elongation
Cellular component (GO): THO complex part of transcription export complex
Molecular function (GO): protein binding
Source: RefSeq, a predicted model, not a curated record